AUGUCCACCUCCUCCUCCUCCAACCCCUCCUUCACAACAGCCCUCUUCGCCGGCGGCAUAGCAGGGACAACAGUCGACCUGACCCUCUUCCCCCUCGACACCCUCAAAACCCGCCUCCAGUCCUCCGCCGGCUUCUUCCCGUCAGGCGGCUUCACAGGCAUCUACCGCGGCAUCGGCUCCGCCGUCGUCGGAUCAGCCCCCGGCGCCGCCUUCUUCUUCUGCACCUACGAGGGCUCCAAAUCCUUUAUAAACGCCCAUCUCGCCGCUCUCUCUGCUUCUUCUUCUUCUUCUUCCUCUUCUACGAUAACAAGAGCAGCCUGGGUCGACCCCGUCUCCCACAUGCUCGCCGCCUCCCUCGGCGAAAUCGCCGCCUGCGCCAUCCGCGUCCCCACCGAAGUCGUCAAACAGCGCGCCCAAGCCGGCCAGCACGGCGGCUCCUCCCUCCUCGCCUUCCGCUCCAUCCUCGCCCAGUACUCCGCGGCCGGCGGCGGACUCGCCGCCGUCUGGCGCGAGCUCUACCGCGGCUGGUCCAUCACCGUCCUCCGCGAAGUCCCCUUCACCAUCAUCCAGUUCCCCCUCUGGGAACGCCUCAAGCGCUGGGGCCGCGAGCGCAAGCAAAACAAGAAUUGGAAACUCAACGUCGACCCCGCGACCGGGAAAAACACCCAAAAACAAACCGAAUACGAGGUCAGCGCCGUCGAGAGCGCGCUGUACGGUAGCGUCGCCGGCGCCGCGGCGGCGGGCAUCACGACGCCCCUCGACGUCCUCAAGACGAGGGUCAUGCUGAGCCAGCAGAAAGAAAAGAUUGGGGACAUACUGAGGACGAUCUACAAGGAGCACGGCAUCCGGCCCUUCUUUGCGGGUAUCGGGCCGAGGGUCAUGUGGAUCAGCAUCGGCGGCUCCAUCUUUCUCGGCAGCUAUCAGUUUGCGUCAAACACCUUGACCGGUGCCGUGAUAUAA
Colletotrichum orchidophilum is the source of this 960-nucleotide messenger RNA. RefSeq lists its product as uncharacterized. Lineage: Eukaryota; Fungi; Ascomycota; Sordariomycetes; Glomerellales; Glomerellaceae. The record is from RefSeq and is a predicted model, not a curated record. The transcript has a single exon. Gene Ontology annotation, biological process: transmembrane transport. The coding region runs from base 1 to 960 and encodes 319 amino acids. Gene Ontology annotation, cellular component: mitochondrial inner membrane. Gene Ontology annotation, molecular function: S-adenosyl-L-methionine transmembrane transporter activity.